Molecule: messenger RNA, 759 nt
Organism: Alternaria viburni
Lineage: Eukaryota; Fungi; Ascomycota; Dothideomycetes; Pleosporales; Pleosporaceae
Exons: 2
Coding region: 1-759 (252 amino acids)
Molecular function (GO): zinc ion binding; glutaminyl-peptide cyclotransferase activity
Source: RefSeq, a predicted model, not a curated record
AUGCUCCUCACGCUACCCGCCACGCUCCUCCCCCUCCUCCUCACCCUCACCCCAACACGUGCCUACAAACCGCUCUCAGACGCCUUCCUCCGCGCCCUCCCCUCCCCCAACACCACCCUCGACGCAAAGAACAGCACGCUCCUCUCCCCCCUGCUCAUCCCGCGCGUCCCCGGCACCCCAGGCCAAACCCUCGCGCAACACCACCUCUACGCCUACUUUACCAAAGAAUUGCCAGCCUGGAACCUAACCUGGCAAAACAGCACCUCCGUGACCCCCACAUCCGAGUUACCCCUUCCCUUUGCUAAUCUCAUCGCGCGGAGAGAGCCACCUUGGGUCGCGCCGGGACAAUCGAAUUUGCUCACGCUUGUUGCGCAUUAUGACAGUAAAUUGCAUCCAGAUGGGUUUAUUGGGGCGACGGAUAGUGCGGCGCCGUGCGCCAUGUUGAUGUAUGUAGCACGCGUGCUAGAUCCGCAUAUAACGCGGAUGUACGAGGAGAUGAGCGCGUUAGGAGAGGGCGGGGACGUGGACAUGGACAUGGGUAUCCAGAUAGUGUUUCUGGACGGCGAGGAGGCGUUUGAGACGUGGAGUGAUAGUGAUUCACUCUAUGGAGCAAGAACCGCACUCCCCUCUCGCAAAUCAGCCUCUUCCUUCUCCUUGACCUGCUCGGUUCCGCAGAUCCACUCGUCCCAUCGUACUUCCCAACCACACAUUGGGCCUACGUACAUCUCUCCACCGUUGAGUCCCGGCUACGCAAUUUGA